Messenger RNA from Penaeus vannamei (Pacific white shrimp), 2127 nucleotides. The record is from RefSeq and is a predicted model, not a curated record. NCBI's taxonomy places the organism in Eukaryota, Metazoa, Arthropoda, Malacostraca, Decapoda, Penaeidae.
AUGGAGACCGAGAAGCUGCAUCAAAUUGGGAGAGAUAUCGGCUUAACGGGAACGGAUCUUGCCCAGUUUAUUAAAGAAGGAAUUCAGUAUGAGCGGGAGAAAGAAACUGCCGCUCGAGAGGAGAGAAAGGAAGAAAGAGCAUGGAAGCAAGCAGAAUUGAAAGCGCAAGAAGCAAAGGUGCAAGCAGAGGUGAGAAGAGAAGAGAUUAAGCUCCGUCAAAUGGAACUGAAGAAGGAAUCUGGCGAAGAUAAAUCGUCGGAGAGCGAGCACAAUGUCAAGAGAAGAGAUGACAUUGAUGCAUAUCUCCAAAGAUUUGAGCGGUUUGCCACUAGUGCGGGCUGGCCGGAGGAUAUUUGGGCUAUAAGCUUAGCAUCGUUACUCCAGGGACGAGCAUUAGAUAUCUACCAUCAACUAUCUCAGACUGAUGCAGGGAAUUACAGUGAAUUGAAAUCGGCUUUACUAAGAGGUUUGACUGUACUGCGGAAGGAUUCAGAGUUAAGUUUAGAAGCUGAACGCUCACUGGCGACUCUGCAGGAUCUUGAAGAGAGUGCAGAUCGGUAUAUCGAGGCUCAUGGUCAUUUUACCCUUAGGACUCCCCAACAAGCAACUGUGUCAAGUCAAUCGUCGGCGCAGCAGUUCGGGCAGGUAAAUGAGGGCAGUGACAGGAGCCCUCGUAAGGCACUAUCUUCGCCUCUUCCUCAGGUAAAAUGUUAUAUCUGUCAAAAGGGUGGACACAAGGCGUGGGAUUGCUAUUUCAGGCCCAAUAUAAAUAAAAGCAAGGUUGCAAGCACGUCAGCGACGUCCGGACCGACGAGGAAAGAGGCCGCGGCGGUAACAUCACAGGGAGCGCCGAGCAUCGCCGAGCACCCGCAAGACGACGCGUCGGAAGUUGUACAGGUCGACCCGGUGGGGGUGAUUGACGAUCACGGAUGGAUUAAGGUAAAUGGAAAGGGAUUUCGGAUGGCUUGUGGAGGAUCAGGAAAAGAUAGACAUUCGAAGUUAAUUACGAAACCGGGAGAAGUGGAAGGACAUAAAGUGACGGUAAUGAGGGACAAUGGCUGCACUACCGUGUUGGUCAAGAGAAGCUUGGUACCCAAUUGUAAGUUGACAGGUAAACACUGUGUAGUCAAGAUGGCUAAUUCGGAUGUAUUUUGUUAUCCGGAAGCAGAAAUUACGGUUAAGAGUCCUUUUUAUACAGGAACGACUAAAGCUGUUUGUAUACCUAAUCCUAUACAUGACUUGGUAAUUGGAAAUGUACCAGGCGUAAGGUUAGGAGAUAAUUACGGAAAACACACGUGUGGUGUAAUGACACGUGACAGACAAACGAAGGAAAGAAAACAACCAGAACUUAAGGUAUUGGCAGUCUCUAACAUGCUGAAUAUGACAAUCAAGCGAGCACAGCAAGAAGACAAGACCUUGGAUGGAGUACGGAAGUAUGCAGAGGAAGGUAAAGAAUUUUUUCGUAGAAAGAAAAAUGAAUUUUCUAUGUUUAUUUUAAAGCGAGGAGUUCUUUACAGAAAGGUGAAAAUCGGUGACUUGGAGAGAGAGCAACUCCUUGUUCCCUCCCAGUGUCGCUCCGCCGUACUCGACCUGGCUCAUUCAAGCAUCAUGGGGGGUCAUCUGGCGACGGGGAAAACCAAAGAUCGAGUGAUGGAGAAGUUCUUUUGGCCCGGGAUAACUAAAGACAUUGAACGAUAUUGCAGAUCGUGUGAUGUGUGUCAGAGGACUGUUGACAAAGGUAAAGUACAAAGAGCAAAAUUAGGGAAAAUGCCAAUAAUUGGAGAGCCCUUUUCUCGUUUAGCUGUUGACAUUGUCGGCCCGAUUGAACCGCGGUCGUCUGACGGUUCGAGAUACAUCUUGACGGUCGUGGACUUCGCCACAAGAUACCCGGAAGCUGUGGCACUGCAGAACAUCGACACUGCAUCCGUGGCGGAAGCUCUGGUAAAUAUCUUCAGCCGAGUGGGCAUUCCAAGGGAAGUGCUAUCAGACCGGGGAACGCAAUUUACCUCGGCAAUGAUGCAGGAAGUAUAUAGGUUGUUGUCUAUACAGUCUAUUACUACGACUCCUUAUCACGCUAUGUGUAAUGGUUUGGUAGAAAAAUUCAAUGGUACACUGAAAGGAUGUUGA